This is a messenger RNA of Drosophila montana, 1636 nucleotides long. RefSeq names its product Brahma associated protein 55kD (gene Bap55). Gene Ontology annotation, biological process: regulation of transcription by RNA polymerase II; chromatin remodeling; nervous system development. Gene Ontology annotation, molecular function: chromatin binding. The record is from RefSeq and is a predicted model, not a curated record. Lineage: Eukaryota; Metazoa; Arthropoda; Insecta; Diptera; Drosophilidae. The coding region runs from base 117 to 1397 and encodes 426 amino acids. Gene Ontology annotation, cellular component: NuA4 histone acetyltransferase complex; SWI/SNF complex. The transcript has 3 exons.
CACUAUUUUGUAAGCAUCUGCCGGUGAUUUGAGGCACCCGUGUACACAAUAUACACACAUUUUACAGAUUAUUUUAUUGUGGUAAAUAAGUACAAAGUUGUAAACAAAACGCCGAGAUGAGUGGCGGAACUAUGCUGUAUGGCGGCGAUGAGAUUGGUGCGUUAGUUUUCGACCCGGGCCACCAUUCGCUACGCGUGGGCUACGCUCAGGAAGAUUCGCCCAAAGCAGAAAUACCCUCUGUUGUGGGAAUUGGCAGCAGCGCGCCAGACACCAAUCUCGAUCCAGAGACAAAAACAGACAAUAACGUUACGCCAAACAAUGGCGACGCGCGAAAGUUCUAUGUGGACACAAACUACGUGAAUGUUCCUCGGUCGCAGAUGGAGGUGCAAACAUAUAUGAAGGACGGCAUGAUUGACAACUGGGAGCUGUUCGAAAAAGUCAUCGACUAUGCAUACGCCAAUGUCAUACAAUCGGAGCCAGAGUAUCAUCCAGUGCUUUUCUCAGAGGCAUCGUGGAACGUGCGAAACAACCGGGAAAAGCUAACCGAGCUUAUGUUUGAGAAAUACAAUGUGCCGGCCUUCUUUCUGGUCAAGAACGCUGUGCUGGCCGCGUUCUCCAGCGGACGUGCCACGGCCCUUGUAGUAGACAGCGGCGCCACACACACAUCGGCUGUGCCCGUCCACGAGGGCUACGUGCUCUCGCAGGCAGUGGUAAAGUCUCCACUCGGCGGAGAUUUUCUGUCUCGGCAAUGCAGGCAGCAUCUAGAGAAACUCAACAUAGACUUGUCGCCCGUAUAUAAAAUUGCCUCUAAGGAUGUGGUAAAAGAGCGCGACAACGCACGCUUCACUCUGCGAAAACUGCCUGAGAAUCUCACACAGUCGUGGCAGAACUAUAUGGUGCAGCUAAUGAUGCAGGACUUUCAAAUGAAUGUGCUCCAGGUGCUGGAGAAUCCUUUCGACGAGCGCGUCGCAUCCCAAAUACCCAUGGUUCAUUACGAGUUCCCCAACGGCUACCAUCAAGAUUUUGGUUCAGAGCGCUUUAAAAUUGCGGAAAGCCUCUUCGACAACGCAAUGCUAGGAGCGGGACAACUUUCGUCUACCAGCGUCGGCAUGUGCGAUGCCGAUGUUCGGUUAUCGCUGUUCGGUUCAGUUGUGGUCACAGGUGGCAACACACUGCUGCAAGGCUUUCCCGAACGUCUCAAUCGAGAUCUGCAAUUGCGCGCACCUUCGAACACGCGCCUUAAAAUGAUAUCGGCCAAUGGCAGUGUCGAGCGGAGGUUUGGAGCCUGGAUUGGUGGCUCCAUACUGGCCAGCAUUGGCACAUUUCAGCAGAUGUGGAUAUCAUCGCAGGAGUACGAGGAGGCUGGCAAGAGCCAAGUGGAGCGCAAGUGCCCCUAAGUGCAGCUCUGUCAAGCGACCGAAUUCCAAUUUUAAUUGUAAAGCUAGUAACCAGUACGAUGAUAUGAUUUAAUAUGUGAACUAUUUAAUGCGCACCUAAUCCCUUGGGCUGCUUUGUCAACUGGCCUAUAAAGGUUAUAUUACCGGGUCCGAUAAAUGUACUUGUAUUAAUUAUAUUUCCAAAAAUUGUAGUUUGUAUUCUUUAUCAAUUUAACGCAUGGCAACUUCUGAUUAACUAA